AUUGUGUAAACGAUAUUACUGGCCCUGCUGUCUACUUUGAUGCUAUUUUUAGCCCGCUGUACUCAUGCCGCCACAGGCAGCGAUCGCAUCUAUAGCAGGCGCUGCGGUUUGAAAACCAUCUUCCCCAGUCGCUUUUCUUCGUGCGCUGCGUUGUGAUUGCGGCGUAGAGAUGCACAUUGUCACACAACGGGAAUAGCCGUCCUGGUCGUCUUUUGGACAGCCGUAUAUCCUCCCUGUGAACUCAAACUGCAGCAGAGCUAAAGGAGCUUUCCUGCCUCUGCUAAUAUGAACUCUCCUGAAUAUUCAGUGGAAGUUAAGCCCGAGGUUCUGGCCGUCCUGGAGCCCGCCUCGCCGCUGGACCUGAGCACGGACAGCAGGAUGCCGGCGCUGGGGGGGGGGGACUCGGACGCCUGGGAGCGCCGACUGCAGCGGGAACUGCUCCUCAUCCAGAAGCAGCAGCAGAUCCAGAAGCAGCUGCUCAUCACAGAGUUCCAGAAGCAGCACGAGAAUCUGACCCGCCAGCACCAGGCCCAGCUGCAGGAGCACCUCAAGCUUCAGCAGGAGCUGCUGACCAUGAAGAAGCAGCAGCAGGAGCAGAACCUGGAGAAGGAGCGCCGACUGGAGCAGCGGAGCGCCGAGCUGGAGGACGCGCACAGGCACGAGCAGGAGCGCCAGCGCAGGGAGAAGCACGUGCUCGUCCUCCGGAACAAGGAGCGCGCCCGAGAAAGUGCCAUGGCCAGCACUGAGGUUAGGCAGAAGCUCCAGGACUUCCUGCUGAACAGACCAGCCAAGGACGGCAGCUCCAGUCACGUGACCGGCUACCGGCCCAAACUAUGGUCGUCCCAGCAUAUGUCUAUGGACCAGAGCCCCCCCAGUUUGGGGACAAUGUCACCCGCCUACAAAUGCACCCUCCCCUCACCGCCAUAUGGAAGAGAGAGCUUCCCGCUACGGAAGACAGCCUCAGAGCCCAACCUGAAGCUGCGGUCGCGGCUGAAGCAGAAGGUUGCCGAGCGACGGAGCAGCCCGCUGAUGCGCCGGAAGGACGGCAGCGUGCUCAUGGUGCCCUACAAGAAGAGAGUGCUGGAGUUUGCUGGCUCCAUAGCCAGCAGCAGUGCCCCAGGAUCCGGACCCAGCUCUCCCAACGACAGCUGCGGCAGCCUGGUACUGGAGAACGGCGCCUCCCCUGUGUCGGCCACGCAGAGCGAGCGUCUGCUGUCACACCAGAGACUCCUGAAGCCCGACAACUCCAUUAGACUGCUGUACACAUCGCCCUCUCUGCCCAACAUCACGCUGGCGCUGCCCCCCGCAGCAUCUCCCUCGCCCAUCGCCGCCGCCACAGCCCUGAAAGAGACGUCAGCGGACGCCGGGACGGGCAGGCAGGCUCACUUCCUGGGCACCAUGCCUCCGGUCGCCUUGGAAAGCAAAGUGAACAGCAGCCACCAGGCUCUGCUGCAGCACCUGCUGCACAAGGAGCAGAUGAGACAGCAGAAGAUCCUCCCGCCAGGCAUCGGAAACGUCCCGGGGCUGCCCCCGUCCCCGCUGGCCGUGAGGGAGCGGCCCUCCUCCAGCCUGCGGCCCAAACUGCCCCGGCACCGGCCCCUGAACCGCACGCAGUCGGCGCCGCUGCCUCAGAGCACCCUGGCCCAGCUGGUCAUACAGCAGCAGCAUCAGAGCUUCGUGGAGAGGCAGAAGCAGUACCAGCAGCAGGUCUACAUCAACCAGAUGCUCUCUCAAUCUAUCGAGCAGCUCCGGCAGCCCAGUGACAACCUACAGGAAGAGGAGGAGGAGAGAGAGCAGUGCGUGCUGCCCCCUGGUGGAGUCAUCCGGAAGUACAGCCACGGCGGCAGCACCUGCAGCUCAGACGGAGAGCCGCUGGAUGCUCAUGCGGGGGUCAUCAGGGUGAAGGAGGAGCCUCCUGACAGCGAGGAUGAGGGCCAAGCGCAGGGGGCGGGGCUGGGGGAGAGGGAUGCCCGUCUACAGCAGGUGGGGGGCGGCGAAGCUCCUCAGAGAGUCAUCAUACGAGCCAUUAUGUAGAAAAGGAGAUGGAGGGAGAGAGGAAGGGGGCAGACACCAGCUUUAUGCUGAGUGCCCUGAUUUUUUCAAGCUUUUGGAAAAAAAACAAAAAACAGAUGAAAAAAGAAACAACAGUGACAUUGUUAGUAAAUGUCUCCUCCGGCCUCCUCGCCCCGGUGUCUGCGGCACCUCCUCGCACUAACCGGGUUGGGCCCUCAGAUCGGGAAUGCCCGCGAGAAGCUCGUGGACGACGGCCAACAACCCGACCCCCCAGCCUGCCAGCGCCUGCACGCCCCCUUGAGGCCGCCGAGUGUUCAGCACCCACCUCUGACUCCUCACCGGCUACCCGGCAGUUUCGUGCUCAGCGACCAUCGCCUCGUGUUCAGGGGGCAGUACCUGACAUUCCACAGAAGUGUAUCGCGGUUACUUACACGACGAGUUACACCUUUAACCAAAGUGACUUACACAGCUUGCGGCUUUUCCUUUUUUAUUCUUUUUACCUUUGCCUGGUCCAUCUCGCCUGGUUAGACAGAGUCUCUCCCUCCCACUCUGUGCUCUCCAGUCCGGAUCCUUUUGCCCAUUAUGUAAAUUCAACCCUGGCAGGAGCCAAAGGCCAUUUUCAGCCCUUUUUUUUUUUUUUUUUUUUUUGUAAAGCCCAUGACUCGCUGGCGGCUGUGAUUAUUCUGGACUCGGUCCCGCCUCCGUCCUCUGAGGAGUGAUUUAACGCUGGGAUCUUUGAGAUCGUUGAACUGAAGGGGGCGUCUGGGAGCUUACCCCGCACGAACCCCGGCUAUCUCGGCGGAUACGUGCUUCCAGGGCCGGCCGGCGAGACGAAAACCAAUCUCAAGGCGAAGACGAGCACCGGCACCUGGGCCUCGCACCCCCCCCCUUCUUGUUUCCCCCUCCUGGGUUCCAAACCCAGGCGCCUGUCAGGCGUCUCGCUCCCCCGUCGGCUGAGGAGUCAUCGGGACCGGCCCCGGGACAGGAAAUGCUGUGAGGAGUGAGGAGUCACAGUGAGGAGUCACCGUGAUUCAUGCAGAAAAGCGAGAGAGGGGGACCUCACGGAGUCGCCGGGCCCCCAGCCUCAGAACUGAUUCACUGUCGAAGCCCCCAGCCUGGCAUUUCCUCUCCGACCUGGCUGCCGUUUCUCUGGGGGACAAGGCCAGCGUUCUUCGCGUUCCGUAGAGCCUUUUGUGUCCACGUUUAAUUUUGCCUGAUAUCUGUGAAGCAUCGCAGGUUUGGGGAAAAGGCUCCCAUGGACGCAUCCCAGAGAGACUGAUCAUUUUAGGUGCGAGGGGGCGGAGGAGACCCCCCCCGCGGAGCCGCUUGGUACGCACCGAAGUGUCUGAUCCACACCGGGCUGCACUUCUGCCUGCAGUGCUUGCCCAGUCACAGCCCGGCUCCAUGUAGAUGUUAGAAGCUGAUCCAGUACCAGCGGUGCUUUGCUGAUGCCCCCCCUGUUCCUGAUGUUGUCGUCCUUGUUGGGAUUCACACCUCUGUGUUUGUGACCUUUCCUCUACCUUUGGUUAUGGUCCUUUUUUCUAAAUAAAAUACAUUUCCUGUCUAUGUUUUAAUCCUC
This is a messenger RNA of Paramormyrops kingsleyae, 3592 nucleotides long. RefSeq names its product histone deacetylase 9-B. The record is from RefSeq and is a predicted model, not a curated record. NCBI's taxonomy places the organism in Eukaryota, Metazoa, Chordata, Actinopteri, Osteoglossiformes, Mormyridae.